AUGCGCGAACUCGCAGACCUCUUGACCUGUCGAGCCCUCAUAAUCCGCUUACAACACCUCAUCUCCACGUCCAUUUCCCACUCCUCCCCCCAAUCCGACCUCCUCGCCCACGCCGCCCUUCUCCGUCUCAUCCCCCUCAUCAAAUCCACCACCUGGGAUCUCGACAUCUACUACUGGGCUGUAUCCACGCUUUACGCCGUGUUGAACCCGGGCAAACGGUGGAAGACGAAUGAUGUGGCGAUGGAGGUGGACGGGGCUGAUGGAGCUGAGGAUGAUGGGUCUGGGAUGGGGAGAGGGGGGCUUUAUGGGAAGAUAAUACCGCCUGGAAGGGGGAGAGAGGAGGACGGGUUUCCGGAUGAGAAGUGGGUGGAUGAUGCGCGGGAGGCGUAUCACAAAGAGUACACCAGGCUGGAUGUGGAGUUGAGGGGAUAUGUCAGUAAUCUGAUCAAGGAGAGCAUCCGACUCACUCAAUUGGCGCUCGCACAACUGGCGCUCAAGACGGGCAACAUCAACGAGGCUCUCAAGUACUUUUCCGGUGCCCGUGAGCACAGCGUCUCCAACCAGCACAACGUCGACCUCGGCGUCAGCAUCCUCGAAGCCUGCCUCGCAUUCAACUUUCCCGGCCCGCUCACCGGCCACAUCGCCAAACUCGAAUCCGUCCUCGACCGUGUCCACCCCCACCCCUCCGGCCCCGCGGGCAAACCAACAAAAACCAACAUGACCACCACCCUCGCCGACCUGCGCGAACGCGAAGUCGCCGAUGCCCGCUCGCUCGCUACCCGCCGUUCCGUCAUUUCGCGUAUCCGCGUCGGUAGGGGUCUGCUCGCUCUUUCGCAGAAGGAAUGGGCGAGGGCGGGGAGGGAGAUGAACUAUAUCGAUGAAGAGGCGGGGGGACUGGGGGAUUGGGAGGGGAAGGCGAUUUCGACGGGGGAUGUGGCGUUGAUCACGGCGUUUACUGUGCUCGCUUCGUCGGAUAGGGCGAGGAUCCAGAGAUUACUGUUGGACAGGCAGAGUUUCAGAGCCUCUGUCGGAGACAACCUGCCGUGGGUUCUGGAGCUUGUGCAGUCGUUUGUGGGAGGAAAGUAUGACAAGGUCAUGUCGAUCCUCCAUGAUGCUCAACCCACGCUCCUCCUCAACCCCUUCCUCGCCCCCGCCACCCGCAACCUGAUCCACCUCAUCCAAACCUCCGCCAUCACCCAAUACAUCACCCCCUUCUCUACCAUCUCCCUCCCCAACAUGGCCUCCGCCUUCACCCUUGAUUACCCAGCCAUCCUCGAGAUCGUCGAAAAGCUCGUCAGCGGGGGCGAUGUGAAGGGCAAGAUUGAUCUGAUUGAUGGGGUGCUGAUGGUGGAGGAGAUGGAUGUGAGGGGGGAGAUGUUUGAAAAGGCGUUGGGGGCGGGGAAGAAGGCGGCGGAGAUGAGUGAGGCGACGGUUUUGAAGAUGAAGUUUGCCGAGGCUGGGAUUAUUGUCGACCCAAGACCCAAAGUCGAUCGUACUCAGGCUCCACAAGAGCCGUCCUAUGACGACUACACUUCUCACAAGGGCUUGGAGCUCUUGCCAUAG
Molecule: messenger RNA, 1563 nt
Organism: Cryptococcus wingfieldii CBS 7118
Lineage: Eukaryota; Fungi; Basidiomycota; Tremellomycetes; Tremellales; Cryptococcaceae
Exons: 6
Coding region: 1-1563 (520 amino acids)
Cellular component (GO): COP9 signalosome
Source: RefSeq, a predicted model, not a curated record